This is a messenger RNA of Drosophila innubila, 968 nucleotides long. RefSeq lists its product as uncharacterized. The transcript is spliced from 3 exons. NCBI's taxonomy places the organism in Eukaryota, Metazoa, Arthropoda, Insecta, Diptera, Drosophilidae. The coding region runs from base 187 to 888 and encodes 233 amino acids. The record is from RefSeq and is a predicted model, not a curated record.
CAACUGCAGUGUGGCGCUGAAUGAAGACCCAACAACAACAACAAACAAUAACAGCACGAAUUCAUUGAUAAAUACGUAGCAACAAAAAGUUGCGCAUACGCCGCGUGUGCUCUCACAUUUUACGACCGCUCUCUCGGUUACUCUCUCGCUAUCGCUCUCUCGCUCUCGCACGCGAUCGUAAACAAAAUGAACUCACCACAGCUGGUGAAUACGGCAGCGCAAGCUCACCACAGCAGCGGCAACAACAAUAAUAAUAACAACAGCAACAGCAACAGCAACAAUUUAAAUACACAAACGAGUGCAAAUAAAUUUGCGCCUGCACGUAGACUAGCUGCCCGGCAAACUCUGCGUCUGGCAAUACCAAAGCAACAGGGUGACUCAGUCAAUUUGCCACAGUCUGGCAGCAUUUAUCGCCAGUCGCCGUCGCAUUUGCCACCAGCGCCACUUUUAAAGCGUCACACAACAACAACAGCAACAUCAACUGGUGGCAACAGUUUUAUACCCAAAACAGCAUCACCUUUGGAAUCCCACAAGCUGCCCAAUGCCACGCCCAGUGGCAGCACUACGCCAUUGCUGUACAAUGGCAACCCUGGCAGCGCCUCCUCCUCCUCUUCGACGCCCUCAGCCAAUUUUCUGGCUGUUCGUAAGCCGAGUCUCACUCUCAACUCGUCGGACAUACGCAACAACAACGAUUUGUUUGCCUUUGCCAAGGAUAUGUCGCCAGCCCUGGAAUUGACAGAUCACACGCAUUCUCCUAUGUUUACGGAUAUUAGCACUGCCAUUUCGCCAGCCAACAGCAAUGGUUCUCCAACACCAUCCCAUCAUCAUCAGCUGGGCAGACUCUUCAGCCUGAGUCCCAAUAGCAUGAGAAGCUACGGAAAUCUGUGAUUUUGCAUACGCUGUUGACCCACAGCCAAAAGCUUUGCAAACACAAACAAAAGUCCGAGCGUCUUUCUGUCCCACAUUUA